This is a messenger RNA of Closterium sp. NIES-67, 563 nucleotides long. NCBI's taxonomy places the organism in Eukaryota, Viridiplantae, Streptophyta, Zygnematophyceae, Desmidiales, Closteriaceae. The record is from the annotation of a GenBank genome assembly.
UUGCCAUGUCAUCCGCCUACCAUCCGCAGACAGAUGGACAGAUCGAGCGCCUCAACCAAAUUGUGGAGCAACUCCUCCGCGCAGCCUGCACGGACGACAUCUCCAAAUGGGACUUGCAUCUGCCCGUCUUGGAGUUUGCCUACAACAAUGCUACUCACGCCGCUACUGGACAGACGCUGUUCUUCCUCUGCUACGGACGCCACCCACUCACACCUCAACAGCCAAACAUACCAACCACAAUUCACAACGCCUUCCAUGUCCAACUCUUGAAGCCCUACCGAGAUCCCAACACGAUCUUCUCUGGACGCCGACCGCCGCCGCCGCCGCCCGUCCUCGUCCAUGAUGAACCCGAGUACGAGGUCGAUUCCGUGCUUGCUCACCGCUGUCGACGGAAUGGCACAGUGGAGCUUCUCAUCCGUUGGAAGGGUUAUGAUCCUUCAGAGGAUAGUUGGGUCUCUGAAUCCGAGAUGGACCACGCUCGUCGUCCUCUUCACGACUACCUUGUCAAGCAGGGUGUUACGUCUACCACCAAGCUUUGAGGGGGGGAAGUGUGAGAGUACGAC